GAAGAUGGUAGGCUGUGGCGACCUCGCACGGGACGUCAUUUGGGAAAACUACUCCUGUUAAGGAUGUUCUGAGUAUUGCGAAUAUUUGUGAAGCAUCGCGUGACUCACAUUUGCUGCGUGUUGGAUCUGGCAAAUACGAACAUCCCUUUCACGCGGAAGCAGCGGUCGUUGCAGUCCCGGAAAUGACGGCUGACUUGACAAACGCGGAAGUGGAUUUGAGCGUCUUCUACGGGAAGCGAAAAGCCUCAACUCACUGCGGUCGGAAAGUCUUUGUUUUGGCGAGUCGUUUCCGGACGGUGUCGGUGGCCACGUCGAAGUUGGGCUCAACAGCGCGUCCUAAAUAGUCGCAAAUUACUCGCUCCUCGGCCCAAGAGGCACAAAUCGAAAUAAACAAGGAGGAGCGGCCCCGUUUCCGCUCGGCUCGUCGUGGGCUUGGGAAGUUGGAAGUUGCUGUUAGCUCGUUUGCGGAAUCGAUGGAAGAGAAACUCGCGAACCGGCCGCCGGACGGAACCCACCUGAAACCGAAUCCGUUCAACCUGAUGAUCAAACACAGACAAGUCCACAGGAGGGGGCGACGCUCACAGCAGACCGUCAGUUACGCGGACCCCCAGGUGUCGAUGGACCUCCUGAGGGCGGUUCUGCAGCCCAGCUUCAACGAUGACAUCAUGGCCGUCUUCCGGAAAUACCACAAGUUCUUCGAGAAGGCGGCGCACAACGUGAAGGAGAACGUCGGCGAGGACGUGCGCACCGACCAGCUCAUCACGGAAGCCUGCAGGAGCGUUCUGGAACACGCCAAGGCGCUGUUUCCCGAAAGCGACGCGAAGAAGUCCAGCCUGGAGUCCAACGUCAAGCGCUCCCGAGGGUCCGAAGACGGCUGCAGCCAGAGAGGGAGUCCAGUCCCCAAAAAGCGGAAGAACCGCACGACGGCGUCCGAGCGCUCCUGCAACCCGUCGGCUCAGGUGAAGGCCAAGUGCGACGCCGUCAAGCGAGACGGACCCAAGUGGGAGCCUUCCAGACUGAGUGAAAGCAGCACUUUUGUUUUGGGCUCCAGAGCCAACAAGGCGUUAGGGAUGGGCGGGACCAGAGGCCGGAUCUACAUCAAACACGCCGACCUCUUCAAGUACGCGGCCGACACCAAAGACAAGCAGUGGCUGGCCGAGCGGCACCACAUGAGGGCGACGGGCGGCAAGAUGGCUUACCUGCUGAUCGAGGAGGACGUCCAGGAUCUGGCGCGCGGCGACGAAUACAGGGACUGCCCGGACGUGAAGCUGGACGAGAUGAAGCCGUUUUCGGUGCCCGCGUGGAUGGUGGAGAAGAUGCAGCGGCUGAUGGAGUCUCAGAGGGGCACAGAACCCUGAAGGGCGGCCAAACCGGAGCGAGCCUAACCCAAACCCUCGGUUCAGAGUCCCGACGGCUCGGUCGGAUCCGAAUUCCCUUUUGAGUCCACCUUAAGAUUUGGUGAGCGAGCGAUGUGAUGUCUUUUUUUUUAAGUAGCUAGCGCAUUUCCUUCCUGUUUUAGCAUCGAAAAGCUUCUCCUGCGUCGAUGCAUAGAAAAACCAAAUAAAAAGAUGCAUAAAAUG
Messenger RNA from Syngnathoides biaculeatus (alligator pipefish), 1580 nucleotides. RefSeq names its product deoxynucleotidyltransferase terminal-interacting protein 1 (gene dnttip1). The transcript has 13 exons. The record is from RefSeq and is a predicted model, not a curated record. The coding region runs from base 474 to 1358 and encodes 294 amino acids. Gene Ontology annotation, molecular function: DNA binding; nucleosome binding. Gene Ontology annotation, cellular component: nucleus. NCBI's taxonomy places the organism in Eukaryota, Metazoa, Chordata, Actinopteri, Syngnathiformes, Syngnathidae.